CUCCAUCCCUGUGUCCUCCUGCUGCAGGAUCGGCUCAUGUGACUCGGAUCGGAUCGGAUCGGAUCGGAUCAUGGACUUCAACGUGAAAAAGCUGGCGUGUGACGCUGGAGUUUUCUUCACGCGCGCUGUGCAGUUCACAGAGGAGAAGCUGGGUCAGGCAGAGAAAACUGAACUGGACGCUCAUCUGGAAAACCUGAUUGCUCGAGGAGACUGCACCAAGAACUGGACAGAGAAGAUCUUCAGGCAGACCGAGGUGCUGCUGCAGCCAAACCCGAGUGCCCGCAUUGAAGAGUUCUUCUAUGAGAAACUGGACAGAAAGAUCCCGACAAGAACCACGAAUGGUGAACUGCUGGGUCAGUACAUGCAGGAUGCUGCCAAGGACUUUGGACCUGGAACUGCAUAUGGAAGUACUUUAUACACCGUAGGAGACUAUCAGAAGAGGCUAGGAGGUGCUGAGAGGGAGUUCUUACAAGCAUCGGCUGUCAGCUUCCUCACUCCUCUCCGGAAUUUUCUAGAGGGUGACUGGAGAACCAUAUCGAAAGAAAGAAGGCUAUUAGAGAACCGCCGCCUUGACUUGGAUGUCUGCAAAGCACGCCUGAAGAAAGCCAAGCUGGCGGAAGCCAAGGCUGCUGCUGCACCUGAUUUUCAGGAGACUAGGCCCCGCAAUUAUGUUCUGUCUGCCAGUGCGUCUGCGCUGUGGAGUGAAGAGGUGGACAAAGCAGAGCAGGAACUGCGUGUGGCUCAGACGGAAUUUGACAGACAAGCUGAAGUAACUCGUCUUCUCUUAGAAGGCAUCAGCAGUACGCAUGUAAAUCACUUACGGUGCCUGCAUGAAUUUGUGGAGGCCCAGGCAGCUUACUAUGCCCAGUGUCACAAGCACAUGCAGGAUCUUCAGAAGGAGCUCAGCAGUGCAAAUGGAGAUACGUUUCCCAAUGCCUUUGCUGCCAACCCCUCGGCAUCAGCGAUUUCCACUUCCUCUACUGUCUCCAGUGCUGCUGCGCCUGGGGUCUCCCCUCCCGCUGCCUCAUCCAGCUCUCUGGACACACUGAAAAUUGAGGAGGUGAAGCCUCCAGCCACUGGAACACGCAAGGCCAAAGUGCUGUAUGACUACGAUGCUGCAGACACAAGCGAACUCUCGCUGCUAGCUGACGAGCUCAUUACAGUCUACACAGUCCCAGGCAUGGAUCCAGACUGGCUCAUCGGAGAGCGUGGGAAUCAGAAAGGCAAGGUGCCCGUCACAUACCUGGAGCUGCUAAGCUAAAUGCUCAAACAUUACAUGCACAGACAGGUAGUUACACAUGUGAAGGUGCAACGGUACUCUUACAGACACAGUUUCAAAGUAAUUCCUGCUGUUGUCCGGAUUUUUGGGGGUAAAAUUAGUUUGUGGAAAAUUUGCAUGAGCAAAACUAUUCAGACCUGAACACUCUGGGACUUGAUGAAAUAUUUUGUAUUAGCUAGAUUCAGCUCAUUCAUUCCUACCCCCUAAAUUUGUAAAGGCCUAAGAAGUCAGUUUACUCUGAGGAAUUUCAAGAGGAUAUGUUUAAAGAUAUCAGCUUCCAAGUUACUGCAAAAAUAUAGCUAUAGAAUGUAAAUAUGACGCAGAAACAUCUUACUUCUGGCCUGCUUCACAUGACAUCUGUGUCUUUGCACAUAUCUCUGAUGCACAUCAGAGAUCUUCCUUUCACAUUAUUAUUAUUAUUGUUAUUAUUAUUAUUACGUCACUGUAAUAAUAUUUUGUGUUUCAAAAACUGAAAGAAAAAAAAUUGAUUUGCAAAUUGAGGAUCAGAGUGCACUAAAUACCAACAGAGUUCGAAAACUGACCAGGAAUACUACUGUAGAAAUGGGAAAGGUAAUAGAGAAAAAGUUAUCAGAUUUUCUAAUUGUCUUGUCUUAUCUUUUAAAUUAAUUUACCAACUAUCUUGCUUUUCAUUACCUGUUAAAGUUAAGUCAGAUAAAAAAUAAGAGACAUAUUACUGAGAGAUGAUAAUAUUUGGAUAUGUUAUACAGUACUAAUAUAGAGGUUCAUCCUUCAUGUCAGUUCAUCAUAAAUAUUUAUGAAAUGAACGAAACACUAUGGCGCGUGCUCUAAAAUGAAAAUUACAUGAAAUGUGACUCUGAAGCUGAUUAUUUUUCCUCUAAUGGCAUGCCCGGAGUAUACCUCUAAUACCACUGCAGUUUGCCAACAAUUAAAAUUCUUCCUUAUUCAAGCAUGACGUGUUCUACUUCUGAUCAGUGUAUAGCUUGCCUUUUAAGUUCACAAAACACGCUAGAUCAGAUGUAAACAGUCAUUUCCCCUCUUUUACUUGAAGUGAAGAUGUUAAUAAAGUGCAGCUUGUUACCGAGAAAUGACAGUGUAACGUCCUUCACUUUACCAGCUUACCUCUGUCAAUUACAAAGCACUGACACUGGAGACUCCUUCCAUAAAUAUUAAAUAAACAUCUUCCUGUUUUGUUUGUUAUAUAUCUUUCUUUUUUUCCCUUUAAAAAUCUGUUAAUAAUUAAAUUAUGGGGAGUCUGGAAUCAGUGAAUGAAUUUUUGUGACUAAUCAGAAUUGAGAAAUCAACAGUGCUAUGUUUUUAAUAUUUCUUCCACUGUAGAGAAACGGGUCACUGGGCAUUGUUUUGCAUUUUCUCCAUUGUUUUGUUUGAGUAGUUAGGUGUACGUACUCUAUUGAAGGGUGAAUCAUCAAGGAAAGUAAACAGUUGAAAGUGCUUUUUCAAUUUCUGUUUUCAUACACACCCUUUUGUAUUAUCUUGUGGGGGUUUUUGACCCAUUUCCAAUUGCUUUUGGCAAAACACAUGACCCAUAUAACUACAUUUCCAGGUUGUUUCAUACUAAACUGGAGAAAUCCCACUGGUGACCGUAUUUGGUGUGAGUGUAAGCAUAAUCUGUUUAGAGAAAAAUUGUCAAUUGUAUGAUGUCUAAAGGCUAACUCUCUUCUAAUUUGAUGUCCAAUUUAAAUAUUCUUUUUAAAUAUUCUGCCUUUGUAGCCUUAAAAAGCAUCUGGAUUAUGAACUAUUCACUUGUCCUAAAUAACAUUUUGUGUGUGUUUGUUUUUUUUUUUAAAUAAAUUAUUUCUAUCUGCAUCUCUUUCAACUAGAAAAAGCUAUUUAAACACCACUAACAAUAGCUUAUUUACAUUAUGUGAUAAAAUUGGUAAUGUUUGUGUGUUUGUGUGUUUUUAUUUCAUUGCCUGAAACUAUGUUGUUUUACAGUGGCAGAAAAUCUGGUUUAGACCCUGGCUAUCUGAAGUGUCUUCGUUUGAAUUCGGUGUGACUGUGUAACUUUGGCAAGAUAUGCAUUAUGUGUGGUUUGUGGGACUAAAGUUUGUAAAUGUUUCUCACAAUGGGUCCAGUUCUAUUUAAUGUAAUGCUUCAUUUGUUUUCAAGUUACUUCGCUGUGAACACCAUUACUCUCCCAUUUUAGUCUUUCUUUCUUCAUCUGUGUACUUGAUGCUUGUUUAAAAAAAAAUUAAGCAAUGCAUACUGAAUGACUGAAACUUGAACAUAAUAAAGAGAGCUUUAUUGAAA
Molecule: messenger RNA, 3529 nt
Organism: Neoarius graeffei (lesser salmon catfish)
Lineage: Eukaryota; Metazoa; Chordata; Actinopteri; Siluriformes; Ariidae
Gene: sh3glb2b
Product: SH3-domain GRB2-like endophilin B2b
Exons: 12
Coding region: 71-1261 (396 amino acids)
Biological process (GO): membrane organization
Cellular component (GO): cytoplasm; membrane
Molecular function (GO): protein binding
Source: RefSeq, a predicted model, not a curated record